GUAGUCAUGGAGAAGCAACUAGAGGAGCUGAAACAGCAGCUAGAGAAACAAUGUAUGAUCAACCAGGAGCUGCAGAGGCAAAACAAAGACCUGGAGCAACGACUACAGGAAAAAGAAAAACUUUUGCAAGAGCUCGACAGUCAAUAUCAUGAUCUGGACUUUCCCUCUCAGAGCGGUCAUGACAUCGAUCCGGAGGUCAGGAAGAGCCGUGCGGCUGUCAUCGCCUCCGAACCAAUCCCAGAGACCCUUGAGAUCAAACACAUGAGGGUCAAGAAAAACGCCAGCGAGACCAAUCUCAUUGUCAAAGCCAUCCAGAAAAAUGACUUCCUGAGCCGCCUCGACGAUGAGCAAACAGCCAUGAUGGUGGAUCUUUUGGCUGUGUCCAGCUUCAAACCAGGGGAGGAUGUCAUUAAAGAGGGAACUGAAGGAGACAGCAUGUACAUAGUCGCAGCUGGUGAGCUUGUUGUCACCCAGGCAGGCCGUAACCUCCGCAGCCUCACCACUGGUGAUGUGUUUGGGGAGCUGGCCAUCUUGUAUAAUUGCAAACGAACAGCAACAGUCAAAGCAAAGACAGCAGUGCGUCUGUGGAGCAUGGAGCGACAAACCUACAGGACGAUCAUCACCAACAAGUCCAAGAAGAAACGAGAGCAGCUCAUGGGCUUCCUGAAGACGUCUCAUACUCUGAAAGACCUGAAUGAUGUCCAGUUGUCCAAAAUCAUUGACUCUAUGGAGGAGGUGAAGUACCAGGACAAAGAUGUUAUAGUUCGAGAAGGAGCAGAAGCCAACACCUUCUACAUCAUCCUCAAAGGAGAGGUCCUGGUGACUAAGAACGUGAACGGGCAUCAGAAGCAGAUUCGCCGGAUGGGAAAAGGGGAGCACUUCGGGGAACAGGCCCUGAUACGGGAAGUCUUGAGAACAGCCACCUGCAGUGCGGACGGCCCUGUUACCUGCUUCUCCAUCGACAAGGAGGUAUUUGAAGAGACGAUUCCCAUCGAACACCUGGAGCUGUUUGACGACUCCAAAGUCCUGCAGGAGGCACAAGCUCCAGAGAAGACGAGUCCCAGCUCCACGUUGAGGUUUAAGGACUUGGUCCCUGUGCAGUACCAGGAGGGACGCUAUCAAGGAGAUCCUGUCACGCUUGGAGUCGGAGGGUUCGGCCGUGUUGAGCUGGUGACCACAUUGAAUCAUGGGAAAUAUUAUGCCAUGAAGCGAGUCAGCAAGAAGCACAUUGUGGCCAAGAGACAGGAGGAGCACAUGUUGUUUGAGAAGAAGAUCCUUAAAGCCACGCAGUGUGACUUCAUCGUCGGGCUUCAUGCAUCUUUCAAAGACUCGCGAUACAUCUACAUGGUCAUGGAGUUCUGUGUUGGAGGAGAAAUCUGGACCAAACUCAAAGAAGUAGGGCGUUUUGAUGAACCCAUUGCCGUGUUCUGCACCUCCUGUGUGGUGGAGGCCUACGCCUACCUGCAUAAGAAGAACAUCAUGUACAGAGACCUGAAACCUGAGAACCUGAUGCUGGACGUUAAGGGCUACGUCAAACUGGUUGACUUUGGUUUUGCUAAGGAGUUGGUACGCGGUGAGAAAACCUACUCAUUUGUGGGCACUCCUGAGUACAUGGCCCCAGAGAUCAUCAAGAACCAGGGACAUGACUUUGCAGUUGACUUUUGGUCCCUUGGCGUCCUGAUCUAUGAGCUAUUGGUGGGAAGCCCUCCCUUUUCAAGUUCAGAGCCUCAGAAGAUUUACGCUAAGAUUUUGGACGGGGUGCCCAAGUAUCCACCUUACAUGAGUGAGGCAGCCAAGUCCAUCAUCAGCAAAAUGUGCAGACCUCGGCCGGGUCAGAGGUUAGGAAACACCAAGAAUGGAAUCAAAGAUGUCCGGAAUCACAGGUGGUUUGGCAGUAUGAACUGGCACAAACUGCGUGUCGGUCAGCUCGACGCCCCCACAGUCCGGCUCAUACGCAAGGGACCCUGCUAUAUCAACUUCGAUCGUUUCCCUCUUGAUCAGACGAAGGCUGAAGAGGAAUUUUCUGGAUGGGACCGUGAAUUCUGAGUUUCCUCUGUCACCCAAAUGUGGAGCCAAAUCAGAAUAACCUCAGUUUAAGGGGAACCACGUUUGGAAUUGAAAUACAGACUUCAUUUCAUAAUCAUUUGAUUUUCAGUUGAAGUGGAACUCCAGAGAAUCACCUUUCCCAAAAUAGUUGUUUUAAAGCUUCUCUGUUGCCGUAGAGAGACAACCGUCUAGGUGGCAAAGUGCCAAAAAUAAGAGGUGUCAGGACAAGAUGUUAGGACAUUGUGUUUCUACAUUCAGUGCAGGGAGAUUUGAUGCCCUUUGAGGAAGUGUUACCAACAUCAUCGUAUAACACACAUCACUGAUGAGAAUAACACACCCAUCCAUGUGCUGACUAACUGAGAAAAAAGGCUUGAGUCAUAUUGUACUGAAGGCCAGCUCUUACCAAGCCUGACAAUGAAAUCCAUACUUUAAUAUUUUGGAUAUGUUAGUUUUAGAGAUAAAACAUGCUUAAAUUGCAAAGCUGGUAAAUGCUUAUAUUGUUGUUUUUUAAUGUGAACUGUCACUUUCUUAAGGAGCAUUUCCUUACUUUUGAAUAAUCUCUUGCCUUUUUAUGUGCAGAUUAUUUCUCAAGCACCUUGAUUGUAUUUUAAAAAGAUAAUUGAACAUCCUAAUGAAACUUUCUACUUGACUCAAGUUUAGUAAAUAAAA
Messenger RNA from Notothenia coriiceps (black rockcod), 2715 nucleotides. It is a transcript of the gene prkg3, whose product is annotated as protein kinase cGMP-dependent 3. The coding region runs from base 7 to 2046 and encodes 679 amino acids. NCBI's taxonomy places the organism in Eukaryota, Metazoa, Chordata, Actinopteri, Perciformes, Nototheniidae. The transcript is spliced from 21 exons. Gene Ontology annotation, biological process: protein phosphorylation. The record is from RefSeq and is a predicted model, not a curated record. Gene Ontology annotation, molecular function: ATP binding; cGMP-dependent protein kinase activity.